Alexandromys fortis (reed vole) is the source of this 3726-nucleotide messenger RNA. It is a transcript of the gene Med24, whose product is annotated as mediator complex subunit 24. NCBI's taxonomy places the organism in Eukaryota, Metazoa, Chordata, Mammalia, Rodentia, Cricetidae. Gene Ontology annotation, molecular function: transcription coregulator activity. The transcript is spliced from 26 exons. The record is from RefSeq and is a predicted model, not a curated record. Gene Ontology annotation, cellular component: mediator complex. Bases 181 to 3174 code for a protein of 997 amino acids.
CAAAAUGGCGCUGCCUACGACGUAGAACUCGCUUUUCCGGUAGGCUUGAAUUUGGGGAAAUGGUGAAUGAAAGAAGAGGGAGAAUUACAGCGUCAGGGCUGAGGAAGAGCUCCAUCUCCCUUCUGGCUCCCUUUUUAAACUCCCGCCUCGCCACCGGUCUCGCCUCCUUGGAGUGAAAUCAUGAAGGUGGUGAACCUGAAGCAAGCCAUUUUGCAAGCCUGGAAAGAGCGAUGGAGCGACUACCAGUGGGCAAUCAACAUGAAGAAAUUCUUUCCAAGAGGAGCCACCUGGGACAUCCUCAACCUAGCAGACGCGCUCCUGGAGCAGGCCAUGAUUGGACCGUCCCCAAAUCCUCUCAUCCUGUCCUACCUGAAGUACGCCAUCAGUUCCCAGGUAAACCUUUCCAUCCCCUGGCUUUUGGAGAUGGUCUCCUACUCCUCUGUACUCACAGCUAUCAGUAAGUUUGAUGACUUUUCCCGGGACCUGUGUGUCCAGGCUUUGCUGGAUAUCAUGGACAUGUUUUGUGACCGACUCAGUUGCCACGGCAAAGCAGAGGAAUGCAUCGGGUUGUGCCGAGCGCUUCUUAGCGCCCUCCACUGGCUGCUGCGUUGUACAGCCGCUUCUGCAGAGCGGCUCCAGGAGGGACUGGAGGCUACCACUCCAGCCACUGGGGAAAAGCAGCUAGCCUUGUGCCUGCAGUGCCUGGAAAAGACCCUCAGCAGCACCAAGAACCGAGCUCUGCUACACAUCGCCAAACUAGAGGAGGCCUCCUCCUGGACUGCCGUUGAGCAUUGCCUUUUGAAGCUCGGGGAGAUCCUGGCCAAUCUCAGCAACCCCCAGCUCCGGAGCCAGGCCGAGCAGUGUGGCACUCUUAUCAGGAGUAUCCCCACCAUGUUGUCCGUGCACUCAGAGCAGCUGCACAAGACUGGCUUCCCCACCAUCCACGCGCUGAUCUUGCUUGAGGGCACGAUGAACCUGACUGGGGAGAUGCAGCCCCUGGUGGAGCAGCUGAUGAUGGUGAAGCGCAUGCAGCAUAUCCCCACCCCUCUUUUUGUCUUGGAAAUCUGGAAAGCCUGCUUUGUGGGACUCAUUGAGUCCCCUGAGGGUACGCAGGAGCUGAAGUGGACAGCGUUCACCUAUCUCAAGAUUCCACAGGUUUUGGUGAAAGUGAAGAAAUAUCUUCAUGGGGAAAAGGACUUCACUGAGGAUGUCAACUCUGCUUUCGAGUUCCUGCUGAAACUCACACCCUUGUUGGACAAAGCUGACCAGCGCUGCAAUUGUGACUGCACAAACUUCCUGCUCCAAGAGUGUAACAAACAGGGGCUUCUGUCCGAAGUCAACUUUGCCAUCCUUGUGGGCAAGCGCACUGCAGAUCGGGACCCCCAGCUAAAAUCAUCAGAAAAUGCCAACAUCCAGCCCAACCCUGGGCUGAUCCUCCGGGCAGAGCCCACUGUCACGAACAUCCUCAAGACAAUGGAUGCGGACCACUCCAAGUCCCCAGAGGGGCUCCUGGGAGUGCUGGGACACAUGCUGUCCGGGAAGAGCCUGGACUUGCUGCUGGCUGCUGCUGCCGCCACUGGGAAGCUUAAAUCCUUUGCCCGAAAAUUCAUCAAUCUGAAUGAGUUCACUACCCAUGGCAGUGGAGAGAGCACAAAAACAGCUUCUGUUCGUGCCUUGCUCUUUGACAUCUCCUUCCUCAUGCUGUGCCACGUGGCCCAGACCUAUGGCUCAGAGGUGAUUCUCUCCGAGGCAAGCUCAGGAGAAGAAGUACCCUUCUUUGAGACCUGGAUGCAGACUUGCAUGCCUGAGGAGGGCAAGAUUUUGAACCCUGAUCACCCUUGCUUCCGACCAGACUCCACCAAAGUAGAGUCCUUGGUGGCCUUGCUCAACAACUCCUCAGAGAUGAAACUAGUACAGAUGAAGUGGCAUGAAGCCUGCCUGAGCAUUUCCGCAGCCAUUUUAGAGAUCCUCAAUGCCUGGGAGAAUGGGGUUCUGGCCUUCGAGUCCAUCCAGAAAAUCACCGAUAAUAUCAAGGGAAAGGUAUGCAGUCUUGCGGUGUGUGCUGUGGCUUGGCUUGUAGCCCAUGUCCGGAUGCUGGGGCUGGAUGAGCGUGAGAAGUCGCUCCAGAUGAUCCGCCAGUUGGCAGGGCCACUGUACAGUGAGAACACCCUGCAGUUCUACAAUGAGAGGGUGGUGAUUAUGAACUCAAUCCUGGAACACAUGUGUGCGGACGUGCUUCAGCAGACAGCCACACAGAUCAAGUUUCCAUCCACGGGUGUGGACACGAUGCCCUACUGGAACCUGCUUCCUCCCAAGCGCCCUAUCAAGGAGGUACUGACAGACAUCUUUGCCAAGGUAUUGGAGAGGGGCUGGGUGGACAGCCGCUCCAUCCACAUCCUCGACACCCUGCUGCACAUGGGCGGCGUCUACUGGUUCUGCAACAACCUCAUCAAGGAGCUGCUGAAGGAGACUCGCAAGGAGCACACACUGAGGGCAGUACAGCUUCUCUACUCCAUCUUCUGCCUGGACAUGCAGCAAGUGACCCUGGUCCUGCUGGGCCACAUCCUGCCCGGCCUGCUUACUGACUCCUCCAAGUGGCACAGCCUUAUGGACCCUCCUGGCACUGCACUAGCCAAACUAGCUGUGUGGUGUGCCCUGAGUUCUUACUCCACCCACAAGGGACAGGCGUCCUCCCGCCAGAAGAAGAGGCACAGGGAAGACAUUGAGGACUACAUCAGCCUCUUCCCCGUGGAAGACAUGCAACCUUCGAAGCUUAUGCGACUCCUGAGCUCCAACGAGGAUGACGCCAACAUUCUAUCGAGUCCCACUGACCGCUCCAUGAACAGCUCCCUCUCGGCUUCCCAACUCCACACAGUCAACAUGAGGGACCCUCUAAACCGAGUCCUGGCCAACCUCUUCCUGCUCAUUUCCUCCAUCCUGGGCUCGCGCACAGCUGGCCCCCACACCCAGUUUGUGCAGUGGUUCAUGGAGGAGUGUGUGGACUGCCUGGAACAGGACAGCAGGGGCAGCAUUCUGCAGUUCAUGCCCUUCACUACUGUAUCAGAACUGGUAAAGGUGUCUGCCAUGUCCAGCCCCAAGGUAGUACUGGCCAUCACAGACCUCAGCCUGCCCCUGGGUCGACAAGUGGCUGCCAAAGCCAUCGCUGCACUCUGAGGAGCUUGGAGUGGCCUGGAGGGGUCCCAGCCCCAGCAACCCAGCAGGGAGAGUAAGGAUGAGCCCAGGCUGCCCCAUCCAGCAAUGCAAGAAUGCUUUCUCGGCCUGGGGCCCUUCCCCAUUCCUGCCCUCUACUCACGGUGUCCUACCACAUCUCCCAGUUCCUUCCGUAAUUUUCUGUCCUUUCCACCAGUGCUCAAAGACUGUGAACAGUCCUAAUGGUCGCCCCAAUUCUUUGUUUGCUUUUUUUUUUUUUUUUUUGAGCCAGACAGGGGUUGUCUGUGUAGCAACUCUGAACUCUGACUGUCCUGGAACUCCCUCUGUAGACCAGGCUGGUCUCGAACUCACAGAGAUCCGCCUGCCUCUGCCUCCUGAGUGCUGGGAUUAAAGGCGUGCGCCACCACCACUCAGCCGGUUGCACCAAUUCUAGCAGUAGCUGAACUCCAAGGAGGGACUUUGUAGGGCCACAGUGUGUAUAUAAAUUUAUUUUUAUAACUCAUGAGGGGGAGUCCCUCUUGGUUCAUUUGUAAAUAAAGAUCCUUGUGGCUCCUG